Monosiga brevicollis MX1 is the source of this 1134-nucleotide messenger RNA. RefSeq lists its product as uncharacterized. Gene Ontology annotation, molecular function: ribitol beta-1,4-xylosyltransferase activity. The transcript has a single exon. The record is from RefSeq and is a predicted model, not a curated record. Gene Ontology annotation, cellular component: Golgi apparatus. Gene Ontology annotation, biological process: protein O-linked glycosylation via mannose. NCBI's taxonomy places the organism in Eukaryota, Choanoflagellata, Craspedida, Salpingoecidae. The coding region runs from base 1 to 1134 and encodes 377 amino acids.
AUGAGGCGGGGGCGCGUCGUGUACGGGGCCUUGGCCGUGGGGUUGGCGAUACUGUUGGUGGUUUCAGUUUGGCAGUAUCGGCAGCGGUCUCGGUAUUUUGAUGACGUUGCAAUUUUUCGCAGCCCAGUGCAAGAGAGGGAGCGGCUACCAGCCCACCCUUGCUGGGCCGUGCCCGUGUGGAACAAGUGCUUCGUGGCAACCGCAGACAUUUCACCGGCACCCCACGUCGGCGAUACAGAGGUGGACUAUCCUUUUGAUCUUGAGUGGUAUCGCCAAGGCUUGAGUGCCUUUCAAGCCAGGGCAGCUGAGCGGCCCCUGCGCAUUUACGUGGUAUCGGAGCAGUUGCCAGCGUUUCUGACUGAGAUGCUGCCCCUGCUCGAGGCCGCUCAGCAGCGUUUCGUGCUGAUCUCGGGGCUGUCGGACCUCACUGUCCCACAAAUGACCCUUAUGCCGGGGUUUCACUAUCAUUCCAAAGUUUUGGGUGCAUCGGUCAGCGCGAUCUUGGACCACCCAUUGCUUGUGCAAUGGUUUGCACAAAAUGCCGGGCUGGUCCACGAGCGGCUGACGGCCUUGCCCAUUGGGGUUGACCUGCACACACAGUCUUUUCGCGGACAGCGCACAGUUCAGCAACAAGCUGAAGAGCUGGCCCGCAAGCGUACCGAGCAGUUGCGCUUCGCUUUCCGACGCCAAGAGGUCAUCUUGAACAUGGGGCUCAAAGGCACCCGAGCCCAGAUCGCUGCAGCGUUACGCGAGCGCCUCGGUUCGGCUGUACUCGAGCCCGGCCGCAUUGAACGUUUGGCUCUCUGGACGUACUAUGCUCAAACGCAAUUUGUGCUGAGCCCACCGGGUGUGGGCUACGAUUGCCAUCGUACUUGGGAGGCUCUCCUGAUGGGGGCCGUGCCCGUAGUUGAACGCCGCGCGGCCUACGACGCGCUUUUUGAUCAACUGCCUGUCAUUCGCAUCGACAACUUGACAGCCCUGCCAGAAGAAGACUUGCUUGCUGCUUGGACAGCGCAGGCCGAACAGCGAUUCGUGCACUUUGACGAGACACUCCUCUUGUCACGCUACUGGAUGCAGCUCAUCCUUAUGGCGGGCUUGGAGACAACAUCCGAGCGUGCAUCCCGCAUGAUGUGA